AUAAUCCAACACCAGCCAGCCGGAUGGCCAUAUUGGAGAGUUCGCCGGAUAUUUGAACAGCGACAUCCCUCACCCGAUUUCUUGCGCAUAUUCUUCAAUUACGAUUCAUCACCUGGUCUCGACACGGCGAAUGGCGUAUGAACAAAAAAGACUCAUCAUCAUUGGGGCCGCCGGUAUCUGCGUCUAUUUUUAUUUUUAUUUUUAUUUUAUCGUGUCCUCUUUGUCUUCCAAUGGUUCUCGACACUGGUAGAAGGUGGAUCUCUAUCUUGAGAUUGCGAGACGGGCAGCUACAGGUGUUCUUGGAGUCCCGGGCUCGGGAAGCUGCUUGCUUAGUAUCUCGCGACGUUCGACGCUGGGCUUUGCAAUUCUAUCGCCCCCCCUUUUUGCCUCCCUUCGAGUUCCCCCCUUCUUGGAUGUAUUUUUCAUCCGACAAACAAAACGUAUCCUACCUGGGCGGGGAUAGGCCAGGGCUCACUUUCCAUUUUGACCGGGAUGUGGGCGAGACGGAAGCGGGGGAAAGGGAGAGAAGCGACGGACCCGUUGUCUCUAGUGGGCAUGCAUUAUGUUUGUUCCAUGCAGUCGGUCGGUCGACUAUCAUAGGAAAUCCACCAAGAAGGGCUCUCAAUCCAUGCUGGACACUGCCGAUCUGUGGUAUCUGUCCUGCAACAUUAUUAGGUGGUUGUCCAUGAACUCUUUUCCCGCGCACCCCUCAGUGGGGACCUCCAUCCCACAUGCCUAGGUACCUACCUCCGUACCUCAGGUUGCCUACCUAUUUAGUACGUCCUUUAAAUUAGUCUCGACGACACGCCUUUUGCAGUGCUAGCAGCCAGCAGCCAACAGGCAACCGAGCCAGUCGGAGCCGAAUUGUAUCGAACAACUCAUACACACAUCACAAACGGGGUUCUGGAAAGAGAUAGCUGAUUGGCAAGACUCGUCGUCAAGUCCCUUACGGCCUUAGCAUUCAUUCAUUACUUCGCUCGCUGUCGGACUCGGCCAGUUU
Phialemonium atrogriseum is the source of this 1000-nucleotide messenger RNA. RefSeq lists its product as uncharacterized. The record is from RefSeq and is a predicted model, not a curated record. Bases 138 to 689 code for a protein of 183 amino acids. Lineage: Eukaryota; Fungi; Ascomycota; Sordariomycetes; Cephalothecales; Cephalothecaceae. The transcript has 2 exons.